AUGUCUGAAUCUAUUAUCGAGCUGUUUCUAAAAGACUACGAGUCCCAUCUUUCCUUUUAUGUUGGUCUUGCCUCCUACGCCGAGACCCGAUGCCGCAAAGCCCUAGUGGAGAGUGGCAUCCCCGCGAUCGUCACCGCGCGGGCCAAAAGUCCAGAACGACUGUUGGCUAAGAUUCGCCAGAGGGACGCUGCGAAAAAUUACCAGUCUGCGGAAGACAUUCUCCAUGAUCUUGUGGACCUUGUGGGGGUGCGAAUUGCACUCUACUUCCCUGAUCAGGAGAGCCAAAUCGAGGUUAUCCUACGCAGAUUAUUCGAAGUUAAGGAGGUGAAGCGGCACGACAAGACCCUUGUCCCUGUUCCAAACGUCGCAGUUCAAUCCGACGCUCUCCAGUGGUCUACAGUGCCAGCUGAGGGUCCGUAUGCGCCGCGGUUCCAUGGAUACAGGGCCACGCAUUUCCGCGUCAAAGCCCGAGACGAGGACUUCAGCGGGCCCGACGACAACACCGCCCGUCGCCAGCAAACCAUGAUCGAAGUCCAGGUGGCCUCGUUGCUCAUGCACGCCUGGUCAGAGGUUAAUCACGACCUCGCGUACAAGACACUGAACGGUCAGCUCUCCGUGGACGAGCUCCGCGUGCUGGAUGGGAUUAAUGGGCUCGUGCUCACUGGCGAGGUCCUACUCAGCCAGCUCAAAGUCUCUGUGGAAGCUCGUAUCGCGGUCCAGAAACGGCCAUUCUCGAAUUACUUCGAGCUCGGCGCCUUUGUACAGCGAUACGCUCCUUAUCAUCCCGCCGGGCCCGGUGGCGAAUACCGCAUGGGCUCACUCUCCUGGCUGCUGUAUGUGACGCGGCAUCUGGGUAUCAAUUAUCCUGAGGCGCUGGGGGAGCGAUUAGGACGUUGGUCGGCGGAGCCUGCGAAUCUGAUGAACUACCCCUUGGUCCAAUCGAUUCUGGACUUCAUAUUUGCCGAGUGGAAUGCACGUGCUCCGCCAACUCUGGAGCGCCCGCUCCUUCAGCCUGCGUUGAAUGACAAGUUCCAGUCGGGGAUGCCAGCGCUUGAACAGAAAUUGAAAGUGUACUGUCAUAUCCUGGCGUACGCAUGCGAGGCAAAGCCGCUGCUGCCUGAUGGUGGUGAUGGGGCCGUUAUAUGUCUUCCUUCGGCGUACCAGUGGCUUAAUGACGCUGGUUACCUCGUUCCUGACGCGCAAUUCAAUUUUCUGUCUGGUGAGCAGUUAGAAGAGACUCAGCGGUGCAUUAGGGAGCUGUGGGAUUGGUUUGUGAAUAGCUCGAGGGCGCGGGCUCGUGUUCCGUUUGGAAUUGCGCGGGCCAGGGUUGGGAAUAAGCGCCAAUAA
This is a messenger RNA of Aspergillus udagawae, 1347 nucleotides long. RefSeq names its product GTP pyrophosphokinase. The transcript has a single exon. Lineage: Eukaryota; Fungi; Ascomycota; Eurotiomycetes; Eurotiales; Aspergillaceae. The record is from RefSeq and is a predicted model, not a curated record. Gene Ontology annotation, biological process: guanosine tetraphosphate metabolic process. The coding region runs from base 1 to 1347 and encodes 448 amino acids.